This is a messenger RNA of Leptopilina boulardi, 890 nucleotides long. RefSeq lists its product as uncharacterized. The record is from RefSeq and is a predicted model, not a curated record. Bases 123 to 584 code for a protein of 153 amino acids. Lineage: Eukaryota; Metazoa; Arthropoda; Insecta; Hymenoptera; Figitidae. The transcript is spliced from 2 exons.
GCUGGAGGGUCAAACCCAACCAGUCAUAAUCGGUGAAUCGGAAGUACGUUCCUUUUUUUCUGACAGUUAAAAAAAACAAUCGGAACUCUUGUUUUUUUUAAAUUCAGAAGAUACUCACAAUCAUGAAACUCGUUUUCGUUGCCGCUGUUUUAUUCAUCGCCACGGUAUUUGCCGCUGAUGAAAAACCAGAAGAUGAACGUCCCAGAAUUUAUAAACGAGUAAUUCCCGCUGAUGUCCUUCGUGAUUUCCCCGGUAUGUGUUUUGCUUCGACAAAAUGUGCAACAAUUGAACCAACAAAAUCAUGGGAUCUUUCUCCCUUCUGUGGACGUUCUACUUGCAUCAACGCUGAAGACAACUCUGGUCGUUUAUUCGAAUUGGUAGAAGAUUGUGGACCAUUGCCAAAACCAAAUCCCAAAUGCAAGAUCUCUGAGAAAACUAACAAGACCGCAAGUUUCCCCGAUUGUUGUCCAAUCUUCGAUUGUGAACCAGGUGCAAAACUUGAAUAUCCAGAAAUUCCAUCAAUCCCACCUCCAUCCGAAGGAGAAGACGGCAAACCAGUACCAGUACCAGCACCUAAGGCAUAAAAUACUAUAAAAAAAAAGAAAAAAUUACUUCCCCUUCUCUACACUGUGAUCAUUAAAAAAAAAUUCGAUCCAAUCCAAAGACAUUCCAGAAAAAUUGAUAAAUAUUUACAAAAUCAUUUCAUCAGCAAACAAAGAAAAAUAAUUAAACAAUAUUUUUGACUAAACAGAAAAAAUUGGAUUUCCAUAAAAUUGUCUCGAUUUUGCAUUUUUUAACAUCCACAAUCAGCAAAACCGGUAUAAACAAAAAAAAACAAAUAUAUGUGAUUGUAAUUAUAUGUGAUUAAAUUAAAAUAAUUAUUUAAGAAA